CUCGGCACCUUGCUUCUCCGUGAUUGGCUCGUGCGUAAUGAGUCUUAAUUAUUGGCCUCGCGCGCAGGUGACGUCUAUAAGUGCACAUGUUGGCCGAAGAAGAAAAAAGUCUCUUCCGAGCGGCGAUGCCUUGCAAUCCCAAAACGAGAAUAGGUUUUAUUUUCUUAGUUGUCGGUGUUUAUUUUUAUCCAUUUCAGCCUUGUUGUUCGGUAAGUUUAGGACAAAGGAAAGAUGGUUCGGUCACUUACCGAGGCGGCACCGAGUCUUCGACCGGCUGGGAAAGGACUGAGCGCGAGCACCGACAGCUGGGGCGCGUGGUUAAGGAGGUGACAUGGAGCCCAAAGCUACAUAAAGCCAAUGAGCCGGAUUCUUUCGAGCCUCGGACUGACUCUUCUUCUAAUGGUUACCCAUUGACCCAAACCAGCUCACCAAAACUGGGUCAAACUGGCACCAACUUUACGCUCGGCACCUCGACUUGGACCACCGGUGAAGUCCGACCGGAAGGAAAGUCCUCAUCGGAUCCAGACUCUGAAGAUGGGUAUCAAGCAGAUUUUGCAGGUUUUUUUGACAAACAAGGGAAGAUUUGGGGCCUGUCAGAUGACUCCAGCCCAUAUUUCUCUGAUUGGGAAGCAAUGCAGCCUUUGGUUGAGUGCAAUGAUGACGUCAUGACCCUGACUGUUUCUGGUCAUGGAUACACACACCUGCAAGUGGACAGAAAGCGCUCCUCUCCCAUCUCCAUUUUCCAGUUACCCUCCUCCUGUGGUUACUCAGUGAAGGCAUCAUGGCAAAAUCUGGAGAUGAUGGUACCAUACGAUGGGUGCUACAUCUACAAGGAGAAUGGCAGUUAUGUGCUGCCCUUGCUGUGGUUGGGCAGCCCAGUGAAGCUGUCCUGCACGAGGAAGAUGUCCACAGCUUCUCCUUUGUUCUCCCUGGCUGCCCCUUCAGUCUUGUGCUCCAGUUAUGGCAUGGCAGUUCAAAUACACAGGAAGAAGAAUAAUCUACCUGUGCUAUCAGUUAUAAUGGAUGGAGCAAGAGGUCCAUUUGUAUCGCAAAUGUGUGCAUUCCAGGUCAACUCUCAACCUCAAGAGUUUACUUUCCUCAUUUCCCACAAAGCACCUUGUAUCACUACUGAUGAUGGUUUGAAACUUCAGCUUCUUUUAGAUGAUUACCAGUAUGUUCUCUCCUGCCCAGUCAUUUCUCAAUUUUCCACUUUACCCUCUCAACCUGAGUUUUCAGUUCUGUCUCCUGGUGACCUUCGGUCAUCUUACAGCCCAGAUACCAUCAGACCCAAAUCCACUUCCCAUUUUGUUCAUUCUCCCAAAACUUCAGACCAGAAGCAAACUGCCCAUUAUGAAAACUACUCCCCCGAUUUCUACACUGACUUCCAGUACCAUCAACUGCCCCAAGUCAACCAUCCCUCGCCACAGUCCCCUCGCCCACCUCAGCUUGGCAGUGACCAUUUUCCUGGGUCCCAAAUGUCUGAGGAGUACCCAGCUGGAUCAGGAAAAUUGUCUCGCUCUUUUGAUGGACACCUGCGAUACCCACUUUCUCAGUACCAUUUUCCAGUGAAGGAUCGUUCUCAAGUUUUUAAAUCACCUGGUCACCUUCCUAAAUAUCGAUAUCUGUAUUAUCCCAACCUGCCAUUUUCUUACAUGUCAUCAACCCCAAAAGCCGAAGAAAGUCCCAAACCUCCAGCAGGUUCUUAUUAUCCAAAGUACUACCUACCAUCUUACCAUCUUGCAACCACAGCAGAACCGGUGACCCAGUCCCCAGUUACAGUUCCCCCUCCUUUCCUUCCACCAAAACAAACUGAAAGUCAUCCACAUCAAACUAGUCCUCAAUAUCCACCUCUGUCUUAUCACCACCACAAGCCAGAUUUUUACUCUUCUCUGCAUCCUUAUGAUUCUCUGCCCCUUAGUCCCACAGUCGGUACAACUGAUCAACCCAAACGUCCUUCCAGACCGUUCAACCUGCAAAGUCAUCUUUACUUUCAGCUGCCAACACAUGUUGCACCUACCAGAGAGAACAUUCAGAAACCAAGGACUCCCCAAGGAUAUAACUCGUACAGCUACCAACCAAAUCGCCAUAUCCCCCAUCUCUCUUUGCCCCUCUAUCCAAAGAUCCAACCCCAUCCUUCUUUGACUUAUGAUCCAAAGAUCCAACCCCAUCCUUCUUUGACCUAUGAUCCAAAGAUCCAACCCCAUCCCUCUCCAUCUCUCUUUCCGAACAAAUUGUUUUUGCCCCUUUAUCCAAUUAAUCUACCAUAUCCCUCUUUGCCCCAUGAGCCAAAGAUCCAACCCCUUCCCUCUUUGCCACCUGAGCCAAAGAUCCAACCCCUCCCCUCUUCAAUACCUGAGCCAAAGAGUCUACCCCACCCUUCUUUGUCCCAUGAACCAAAGGUCCAACCAAGUACAGAAACCCCUUACACUACCAGCAUAUUCCCUUACACUACCAGCAUAUUCCCAGACUUUCCACUUCCCAAGACUCCACAUCUCCAAUGUCUGAAGGAUAAGAUGGCUGUCUUCCUGCCUUUUGCUAACCCAGAAUCCCUUCAAGUCAGAGACCACACAAAAACAUGGCAGUUUGUCUCCACUGUGUCUCCGCUCUGUGGGUACAUGUUGCAGAGGAUUGCAGAUCGUGGGUUAAUCCUCCACUCUCCGCUGCCUGCAUGCCACAGCAACCUACAACCUCCCACGACUAUUUCCUUCCCCAUCAAGUAUUGGGACUUUUCCGUUUGGCAAAAUCGGAAUCUGGAUUUGCUAUGCCCGUAUCAAAGCAGCCAUGAAACUCAAAGAAUCCCUGAAACUCCAGCCCCGAUUGAGCCGUCCAAAUCUGCCAUUCCACGGAGCUCCUCUAUUGCUCAGAUUGCCACCAAGGCUGAAGUCUUCUGCUCUUCCCAUCAGAUGAAAAUAGUCCUUCCCGCUGGUCCCGUUUCUGAAAUAGUUCUUAAAGAUAUUGAAGGGAAAAAGAUGAAUUUGGAUGAAGCCCCAAAACACUGUGGGUAUUACGCCAGCAAUGACAAAGACGGCAAAAUCCUUCUGACUCUCCACUUGCAGUCCCAUUGUCACAUGAGUAUGCAGAAUGAAAGGUUUGUCAUCAGUGUGAUCUACAUGACUGAGGAUGGAAGAAAGGAGACUCAGAUUUCCUGUCCAGUUGUGACCCCGAGGUCCAAACAUGAGUGCAACCUUCAGCCUGAAUACCGCCUCCCCUGUGGGUCCAGCUCUAUAUCCCAGACAGAGUGCCUCUCCAUGGGCUGCUGCUUCAACAAGCACCCCCCUGCCUGCUACUACCCCAUGGAUGAGUGCACUAUUGACCGCCACAUGAUCUUCUCUGUGCCUUCCUCCCUCACGGACCCCCCUCUUUCCCCUGCUCGGCUUGUCGCUGCCAGCAACUCUACCUGCAUACCUCAGAGAGCGACCGCUGAGUACGCCUUGUUCAAAAUCCCAAUGGAUGGCUGUGGGACACGCAGAGUUGUGUUGGGGAAGACUGUAGUCUAUAUGGUUGAAGUCACAAACAUGGUACAAAAAGUCAGACUCAACUACGGUACCAUCACACGAGACUCUCCUGUCAGGUUGCUGGUGGAGUGCAGGUAUGUGCCGGGAACAGUUCUGAGUGUCGGCUACGUGGUUAAAACUCCUACCUUUGGUCCUGAAAUUCAUACCCAGGGGGUGUUUGGCGUUCAGCUCAGGAUUGCUAAAGAUGCUGAGUACAGCAGUUAUUACCCACAGUACCAUCAGCCGCUGCAUAUGUUGCUGGGAAAACCUCUCCAUCUUGAAGUACGGCUCCUCAACUCCCCAGAUCCCAGUUUGGUGCUGCUGGUGCAUUUCUGUGUGGCCUACCCCCGCUCUGGGAAAGCUGUGUGGGUGCUGCUUUACAACGGUUGUCCCAACCCCUUGGACCCGGCCCCGCCAGAGACUGUUUUCAGUGAUCCCACACCUUCAUCUCCUCAAAGUCAGACGCGCCGCUUCAACAUUCGCACCUUCCAGUUCCUUCCUGAUGGCGACUUCCAGGACAUAAAUGAAGAGAUCUACUUCAUGUGUUCGACGGAAAUCUGCUCACCACUUGAUGGGCCUUGUGUUGAGGGAUGCUUUGGCCAAUGACGAUGCGAGAAUUGAUGCUUGAAGUUGGAAUGAUCUAGUAGGUUAAUAAAUAUCUUAAAACCA
Austrofundulus limnaeus is the source of this 4163-nucleotide messenger RNA. RefSeq lists its product as uncharacterized. Lineage: Eukaryota; Metazoa; Chordata; Actinopteri; Cyprinodontiformes; Rivulidae. The record is from RefSeq and is a predicted model, not a curated record. Gene Ontology annotation, biological process: prevention of polyspermy; binding of sperm to zona pellucida. Gene Ontology annotation, molecular function: structural constituent of egg coat; acrosin binding. Gene Ontology annotation, cellular component: egg coat.